This is a messenger RNA of Brienomyrus brachyistius, 5741 nucleotides long. It is a transcript of the gene fnbp1l, whose product is annotated as formin binding protein 1-like. The transcript is spliced from 16 exons. Gene Ontology annotation, molecular function: protein binding. Bases 207 to 2021 code for a protein of 604 amino acids. Gene Ontology annotation, biological process: signal transduction. Lineage: Eukaryota; Metazoa; Chordata; Actinopteri; Osteoglossiformes; Mormyridae. The record is from RefSeq and is a predicted model, not a curated record.
GGAACCUGAAGCUCCUGUUUCGCUGCGUCCUCCAAGAUCCCAACUUCCUCUGCGAGCGCUGAAUGAGAAAAACGGGUCUGCGCUGCUGAGGUGGAGCGGAAUCGAUACUGGCUGUGGGAAGGGAGACGGCGGCAGACGGCGGGGGAGAGCAGCUUCCAGCAGGGGUAGGCUGACGAUCGACGAGUCUGAUCACAGAGCAACUAGAAAUGAGUUGGGGCACGGAGCUUUGGGACCAGUUUGAGAACCUUGACAAGCAUACGCAAUGGGGCAUCGACUUCCUGGAGAGGUAUGCGAAGUUCGUCAGGGAGAGGUUGGAGAUCGAGCAGGCUUAUGCAAAGCAGCUGAGGAAUCUAGUGAAGAAAUACUGUCCCAAACGGUCCAAAGAUGAAGAACCGAGGUUCACGUCAUGCCUGUCCUUCUACACUGUCCUCAAUGAGCUGAAUGACUACGCGGGCCAGAGGGAGGUCGUGGCUGAGGAGAUGGGCCACAAGGUGUAUGGGGAACUCAUGAGAUACUCGCAGGACCUCAAGGCUGAGAGGAAACAUCACCUCCAGGAGGGCCGGAAAGCACAGCAGUUCUUGGACCACUGCUGGAAGCAGAUGGACAACAGCAAGAGGAAGUUUGAACGGGAGUGCAGGGAAGCAGAAAAAACCCAGCUCCUCUACGAGAGAUUAGAUAGUGACAUCAAUGCCACAAAGUCAGAAGUAGAAAAGGCGAAGACGCAGCUCUAUGCUCGGACGCACAUGGCCGACGAGAGCAAGAACGAGUACGCGGCCCAGCUGCAGAACUUCAACGCUGAACAGUGGAAGCAUUUCACCGUCACCAUCCCACAGAUAUUCAAGAAUCUGCAGGACAUGGACGAGAGGCGAACCGUGAAGCUGGGCGAGACCUACAGAGGCUUUGCCGAGGUGGAACGGCGAGUGAUUCCCAUCAUUUCCAAAUGCCUGGAAGGAAUGGUGUCGGCCGCAAAGGCCGUGGAUGAGAAGCGGGAUUCGUUUAUUGUUGUGGAGUCCUUCAAGUCCGGUUUCGAGCCCCCUGGCGACUUCCCCUUUGAGGAUUUCAGUCAGAACAUCUAUCGAACUGGUUCCGACGGCACCAUCAGCACGCCCAAGAACGAAGGGGUUAAGCCGGACCCGAAGCAUUCAAUGGGAAAGUCCAAGAACAAACUCUGGCUCUUUGGGAAGAAGCCCAAGUCUCCCCCGUCCUCCCCUCCCCCCACUCGUCCCACUUUCACUUCCAGCUACACCCCAUCUCUUAAAUUUACCAGUGAUCCAUUAGCUUACUGUCUGUCUGAAAUGAAAACGGUCAAACCCAGGAUUCCAUCGUUCCGGGGUCUGAAGCGAGUGUCAUCAGUGAAGCUGGCACUGACGCUGGAAGAUUUCAGCCAUCUUCCGCCUGAACAAAGACGCAAAAGGCUACAGCAGAGGAUUGACGAGCUUGGCAAGGAGCUGCAGAAGGAAAUGGACCAAAGAGAUGCGUUGAACAAAAUGAAAGACGUGUACGAGAAGAACCCUCAGAUGGGCGACCCGAGCAGCCUACAGCCCAAGAUUUCAGAGACCAUUUGUAACAUGGAACGGCUGCGCUCGGAGAUCCAUAAGAAUGAGAGCUGGUUGUCAGAGGUGGAAGGGAAACAGAGUUCGCGAGCAGACAGACGACCCAGUUCAGAGGUCAACCAUCACACUCCCCAUGGCAGAGAAAGUCCUGAAGGGAGCUACACAGACGACUCUAACCAGGAGCAUCGCAGCCCCCCACAGCCAGACCUCCAUGAGUUUGACGAUGAGUUUGACGAUGAUGAUCCUCUUCCAGCUAUUGGGCACUGCAAAGCACUCUACGCCUUUGAUGGCCAGAAUGAGGGCACGCUGGCGUUCAAGGAGGACGAGGUGCUGUACAUCAUCGAGGAGGACAAGGGAGAUGGCUGGACGCGUGCACGGAAGCAAGGGGGCGAGGAGGGCUACGUGCCUACAUCCUACGUGGAGAUCACUUUGGAGAAGAACAGCAAAGGUGCGGUCACCUACAUAUGAGCUCCCAGCCCGGGACCACGGCAGUCUGACCAACCGACGGCUACCUCACGUCACACAUCGGCGCUCCGCUCGUUCCGGAUGCUAGCCACCCGCUUGCGCGUCUCGCCGUAGUUAGUCCCCGCCAGCGUGUGGAGGACCUUUCCUAACGUGAUCCUCUGCUUUCGGCAGCACACACUAUGCGCCAGACCUCACGCAUCUCCACAGACACCAGCGGGCUUAUUUAUAUAAAGUUAUUAUUUGAAAGUAAUCUUUUUAAUGUGGAUCCAUCGUGUUUCCUGAUUCGUCCACUGAGCUCCUUAUUAUUUUCUGUUUUCCUUUUUCCAUAUGAAAAACAAACCUUAUUUUAGCUGCUAAAUUUUGUAAAUAUUUUUCUGUCCAGAAAAUUAUUGCAUUUAUUAAAAUGGGAACCUUGACAGUUGUUCCUAUUUUUUUAAUUUUAUUUUUCUCCAAUUUUUGUUUAAACAAAUGUCAGUGUCUAAGUGUCUGAACCUUCUAUAAAUGGCUCUAUACCUAUAUAUAUAUGAAUCUCUGCUCACACUCACUUGUAACUUCAGUAUUUAUAUACUCUGUAUCAAAUUCCUCUCUGCAGCUGAUCUUUACUCUACCUAUAAACUCCAGUCCAAAUCUCAGGGCCCUGUGAUGUCCUGCCUAAGUGUGGCCAUGGGGGCGGCGCUCUCUGACAGCCAUGGGGACUUGGCUAGCCUCUGGGCGUCUCUCUGCCCCUGUCAUGUGAUGGUGGUGUCUGUAAUGCUCCUCCCUCCUUUCUCUCCCCCCUCCCCGUGCAGGUUCCUGAGUGGAGGUGUGGGUGUCAGUCACAUUUGGCGAGGCAUUGGCGGAGGGUACAUGCAGUUCUCGGUCUCUUUUGGUAGUGGGCUUUGGUGAGGGUUGGGACCUACGGAGGUUUAGAGACAGGUUGCAUGUGUGCAUGCAGACAUCCAUUACCAUUAACCCCAUUCCAUCGCCAUGGCGAGGUCUGUGAGGUCACCGGCGCUCUUUGACUGGCUGGCCCUUUCCCCGGAGCCAUGCACAAAUUUGACAUAACAGGCCAGAGCUGUGGGUAAUUAUAGGGUAGCUUGCCGACUGUGGCAUCCACAACCCAAAGAGGCUUGAGCAGUGCCAGGAAAGCCGCUCACCUUCAGACUAGCACUAACAGUUUGUCUCAUCCCCACCCCAUCGUAACAUUAGCAAUGUCUGCCUGUACCAACCUUACAUGCUCGCCUUAACAUGCCUCAGCAUGGAAUAUGUAUUUUUUUUUUUCUGGGUGGUUCUUUUGCCAUCUUGAAAUAACCCCUCCUCGUCCAUCUGCAUCUUCCUGUCACUUUGUUCUUUGUUCUUAUCGUAUCUUGUCCAUUCCCUCUCUCUUGCAACAUUCCCCUGCUGAUUCCCGAUUGUAACUUAUGUUGCGCUGUCGUGAACAUAUGUGUUGCGCCUAGCAUGAGCACUUGAGUUUAGAGGCAGAAUUGCAGUAGCGACGAGAAGGCCCGUCCCGCAGCCUCCCCAUCAUUCCAUCCCCCACCUCCCCUUGUUGGGAAAUGGGAGGGCGCAGUGCCACCGAGCGGCCAGCAGGGGGCUUCCUCUCCCCACCGCUUCUGAGCACGCUGUGACAAAGCUUUGAAGACCCUGAGACUGAGACGAAGUUGCCAGUCAGCACUCCAGUUCUACUGUGGGAUCCUUGCCUUAUUGCGAAUCUCAGCAACAAGCCUCAGUCUUCUGAGUGCCAGUCCAUCCCAAGCCACAUAAAAGGGCUGCUCAGAGCACGGGCCGGCAUCCCGCGACGCUGCUCUGCAAUGGAAUCCUCCGUCGCUUCUCCAGGUGCUGCAGGUGCCGGGGGACCAUGCUGUGGUUCGGGGGCGACAGCAGUGCAUCUCCUAAACUUACAUGUCUAGCGCAUAUUUUUGUGAAUGUGAUCGUACAUAUAAUCAUGUGUAUGCAUAUUUAUGUGAGUAUGUGUAUACAUAUAUGUAUAUAUUUAGUUAGUUUUAUUACUGGACUUUAUAUGUAUUAACAUCCUUUGUUUCAUACUGAAUGUGUUUCUCUUGUGACUUUUUAUAGGGUUUUUAAUCAGGUGAUAUACUCACUUUUCAGCAUUGUGUCAGUAGUACGUAGUAAUCAUACUUUUCUUCAGAACAUCUUUUGGAAUAGGGACUUGGUCUAAUAUUACUUAAAUGCACUUUUUCCCUAUCACGUUUAUAUAUAAUGAAUAAAUUAAUGAAUAAAACUGACUCUCUAUGUUACCUGACGUGCAGCAACACAGUAGUUAUCACACUUUACACGCAUAUACUCAGUUUCCCCCCUUUUCUUCUCACAACGGCUCCAUGGCAGUUUGGCCAUCAUCUCUUCACAGUAUUGAUGCAUGGAGCCUGUGGGCCAGUACAUUUGCCUGGUUAAAUGCACACUGUCUUCUCUGUGCCGAAAGCAAACGUUUGAGGGGGUGCUGGUAUGGUGUUGCGUAUUUCUCUCGCUUUGACAGAGACAAGUAGUUGCUGCUUCCCACGCAGUUAAUCUGGUCAGUUUCACGAUUCUAAUACCAAGGUGGGUAUGUGGAGGGAGAUGUUGAGACGUUAUUACUCACUAAGACCUGGCUUAACUGCCUUUAUUUGAGAUAUUUAAGAGCAGACGUUAUAAGUACUGACGUCAGUUAUAACAUCCAGAUGUUUAGUUUUGACCUGUAAUCCUAAUACUCAAAGCUGUGAAGUCGAUGUUUUACUUUUAAUACGGUUUAAAAAGCUGUUCAGUUUGUUCUGGUGAGCUGCUGAACUUUCUGUACUUUUACUACAUUUUAAAAGGCUUUUUUAUAUAUAUAUAAAUGCAAGAAUCGUAUUUGAAUGUCAUUCAAGUAGUGAAGGAACUGAAAGAGUCUAUGAGAAUGUUGAUAAGUAAAUUAGUUUUUAACAUCACACCUUUUUUGUUUUGUCGGUGUAUUUUGUAUCGCAGUUCAUUAUUCAUUUUGAUUCGCGUUUAUGAGGUGACAGUAAUCGCAGCGUUUCUAAAUGUAAAUGGGAACACUUCAGUCUGGAUUUAUGUGGGCAAAGUAAUGUGAAUUGAGGAGGUAUGUUGUUCAAAGGUGAAAUCCACAGACUAUUUCUGGUUUAAGAAAAAUCCUUUUGUAUAAAGAAAAAUGCUUCUUUGCAAUGUUUGUUACAUGCAAAUUACCCAGAAAAAAAACAACUUUCUUAAGGCUACUUGCAACAUCUCUCUUGCUAUGGUAUGUUUGCAGACGACUUCUUUAAAUUAAGUAGAACAGAACAAUGUAAGAGUAAGAUUUCACAACAGAAUUCAUAGAUGAAUCAGAAUUUAAUUUUUCCUGCUCCUGCUAGGAAUAAAGUAAAAGUGCUUUAAUUGUCAUUGUCAUGAAACUUGCUACCAACAUGCACGAAUGAAUGAAGGAAUGAAUGAAAACAGAAGAAAACUGAAAACUGUGACAUAAGUGAUUCAGUUGAGUAAUUAAAAACAGGGUACUAAGCAGGGUGUCUGUCGUAAUGUUCCCAUUGCUCAAGUGUAUGUUCCAUUAGUGUGUCAGGAUCCCCGUGGCAGUAUCCUUCACAUGAAUCUGACUGAGUGGACUUGGAAUAAUCAGAACAAUGACAGUGAUUGCACUUCUGCAUCUUGCAGAGCACAUUUUUCUUUUAUACUUUUUAUUCUUGAGACACUUUGAAAGACUGCUCUCUCCUGAGAAUUUGAAUUUGUUCUAAUAAAAUAAAUAAGAAUCACAUUUUUCCC